Molecule: messenger RNA, 2606 nt
Organism: Heteronotia binoei (common prickly gecko)
Lineage: Eukaryota; Metazoa; Chordata; Lepidosauria; Squamata; Gekkonidae
Gene: ARID5A
Product: AT-rich interaction domain 5A
Exons: 7
Coding region: 128-2305 (725 amino acids)
Biological process (GO): regulation of transcription by RNA polymerase II
Cellular component (GO): nucleus
Molecular function (GO): transcription cis-regulatory region binding
Source: RefSeq, a predicted model, not a curated record
UGCUGGGGCCAGGCGAGAAUUUAGCGGAGUGAGAGAGUUGUUGGCUCAGUUGUACCGUGGAGUUGGGAUCACAUGGGACAAGCCGAGCUGGCUGCUGCUAAGCCGGGUAGGAUCUGCGCUCCGGGCAAUGGCACCCAGCCUUAAAGUGAAGAGGAAAAAGAAGUUUGAGCCCAUGGCUGCAUGUGAAUCCCAGAAGGCUCCGGAAGAAGAGGUGGCAGCAGCAAGUCCCAUUGUGGAAGAGAGUCAGAGUGCUCCAGAGAAGCUGGAUCAAGAGGAAGCCCCAGCAAUGAAACCAGCUGAUGUUUCCAAGGUGGAGCAGAAGAAUCUCACAGAGGAAUCUGGAGAUGAGCAAAUGCUGAAUGAAGAGAGAGAAGAAGAACAAACUUUCCUGGUCAACCUGUACAAGUUCAUGAAGGAGCGUCAUACACCAAUUGAGAGGGUGCCUCAUCUAGGCUUCAAACAGAUUAACCUGUACAGGAUCUACAAAGUUGUGGAAAAACUUGGAGCCUAUGAAUUGGUCACUGGAAGACGUCUCUGGAAGAAUGUGUAUGACAUGCUGGGGGGCAGUCCUGGGAGCACCAGUGCUGCCACUUGUACCCGGAGACACUACGAGAGGCUGGUCCUCCCAUAUGUGCGGCACCUGAAAGGUGAAGAUGACAAACCUUUGCCACCUGUGAAGCCCCGGAAACAGUACAAGGUUUCCAAGGAGCCCAAGGCAGACAGAGGGAAUGGUGCUGUGGAGAAAAAGAGAUCCAAGAAGGAGAAGAGUAGGGACCAGGUUCUGCCAGAGAAACUGAAGGCUGAUGUCAUCUCUGCCUCCAAACCUACCAACGGUGUUGAGCAGAAUCAGCCUGCAGAACAAACUGAGAGGUUUCUCCCCCUGCCAAAUGGCAAGGAGCCCUCUGAGGGCCAGCCCCCCGAGGGCUGCCAUUGCAACUGCAGGGCCAGCUGUUGCUCUGAGGCCUACCAGCGGCUGUUCUCCAGCUUCUACUUCAAAGGGAACCAUGGCAUCAUGUCUCCUUUGGCCAAAAAGAAGCUGUUGGCUCAGGUGAGCAAGGCUGAAUCUUUGUACUGCCAUGAGAAGCACCUCAGCCACUGUCCAGAGUAUAAGAAGGCCAGAAGCAGAGAAGUCCUGGGUUCAGAGCCAGAGGCCAGCCCUAAGAAUCCGUUGAUCAGUCAUCACAAAGAAGCACAGAACUCUGUGCUGGAAGUGGAUGGCUCCAGUCACCCUGCUGCUUCUCCUCAUGCCUCAAAAGCAAAUGAAGGCGCAUUAAAGGCAUCUCCAAGCCUCAAGGAGAGCCAGGUGCCUCAGAAAGCAGAAGAUGGAAAUUCUGGGACCCACCCCUCACCUGGUCCUCCAGUCUUCACUGGGUAUUUCCACACAUAUCGAAGUGAUGUCUUGAAACCCAUAAGUUGCCACCCACUUCGAGGACCGGUAGAGUAUUAUCCUGGCUUAAGGGAUUUCACAGAGUCUUCCUCUGCCUAUCAGCAGUCUGGGAAAGACUUGUCAUCGAGCAAUGUGUCUCAGAAGGGGCAGGAAGACAUGGAGGACCAGCCAGAAGACCUCCGUAGGAAACUGAGUCAGCCAUCUGCUGCCUGGAGAGGGGACAGCCAGCAACACUUGGCCCUUCAGAUGCGCAACCCCAGUGGUAAGAGAGGCUCCUCCCCCUUUCUGAAUGUCAAGGCUUCUUGGGCUCCUCCUUUUGUCAACCUGGCCAAAGUCAGUCCUCAGGCUCCUAAGAAUGGAGGACACCCUGUUUCUCCAAGCCAAAUAGGCAGCUCUACUCAGAAGAACAAAAGAUCCUUGGAGGAUGAAAGCUUUCUUCAUGGGAAGAAGCUGAAGGUUGUCUCCCCUUUUGUCAAGGAAGUGGAAUCCAACAAUGGGCUGGAGCGUGGCACUUCCCCAAGUGGCCAACAGGGGGUUGCUAAGCCCAAGGCAGGUGUGUCAAGUUCCGUUUUCCCAGCUGCCCCUGCUCCUCAGCUUCAGGACAUGUACAAAGGGACGAUGUUGAGGCUACCUGUGAACUUCAGCAGCACAGGGGAUCAUUUAAAAGGGCAGUUGCCCUCAUUGAUCCCCUCAUUGUCAGUCAGCCCAUUUAUAAUCCCUGCCUUUCCAACUCCAUUAUUAACUGCUUCUGUCCAGCCUUCAGACCUCUGCCAGUCACUGGGUACGAGUCUGGUCCACUACCCCACAUCUUACGACAGCACGCUACGACACAGGCUGUAUCCAGUUUCAACAUGGCACAGUCAGCCAGCGUAUGCUUCUCCCCAUGUACCUUCCUACCACCGAAACACCAAGCUGUAGCCACCUGGCAUGGAUGUCAGGAGAGACCAUUUCUCACAAGAUCUUGGUUGAGGCACACAUGAACUCUUGAACUGCAGCUGUGCUGCAUUUCAGCUUUUUGACUGUCCUAUUCAGUUUGGGAAAGUGAUGGCAAGAUGCUACUGUCAGGACCAUGUACUAUUUUUUUUAAACUCUUAGACUUUGACCCAUAUUUGUAUCUGGUAUGGUAUGCAAAUGACUUAAAACUAUAUUGUGUUAAAAAAAAUAACCCUGUAGGGAACAAAGCUCAUAUAAACAGAGAUUUUUAUCUGUGGUAACACUG